AUGCCUUUACUAGUCCUUUCAGAAGAAGAUGUAUCCACCGCUUCGUCUGCGCUUACACCAGAUGAACUCAUGGUGCUCAUGGCUCUCGUCUUCGAACAUUUGAACUGUCAACUCAGAUGCAUCCAAUUACCCCUACGGACUUCAAUUACGACGAAUAAACACACCACACUGUUCAUGCCUGCGCGAAUAGAUCAAUUCGGUACGACAAUAAAGACAGUUUCUGUCCCUACGACUGGAGAAAGAGGAAUUCACGCGACGACUUUGGUCUUGGAUCAACAAUCUGGUGCUGUUAAAGCGGUAAUUAACGCUACUAGUCUCACUGCUUUGCGAACUGCUGCAGGUUCUGCACUUGCGACUCGCCUACUCGGUCCGUCGGAUCCCAAAGUCUUAGUAGCCUUCGGCGCAGGACGACAGAUCGAAGCUCAUGUAGAUCUGCUCAUUCGCGUUUUCCCUUCUCUGGAUCGAUGUACGAUUGUGAAUCGGUCACUGAACACUCGACUCGAGACCCUUCUUGCGAAGCUUCGAUCGCGAUUUCCUCAUGUUACUUUCAGCUCGGAGGAAUUAGAAUCAGAAAACCUUGAAAACGUCGUUUCUGAAGCCGAUAUCAUAUGCACUGCUACCUCGAGUACGAAACCUCUCUUCAAAUCCCACUGGGUCAAAAAAGGAACACACAUAAACCUCGUCGGAAGCUACAAGCCCUCCAUGAUAGAAGUCGACACAGACCUAAUCAAACGAACUGGAAAAGUCUUAGUAGAUUCAAAAGAAGCAUGUUCCGUCGAGGCAGGGGAACUAAUCAAAGCAGGGUUAACUUUAGACGAUUUGGUGGAGGUCGGAGCGAUUGUCGAACAUGAUGGAAAACCUAUCAAGGGUACUGCUCAGAUGGUGCGGUGUUUCGGAGAUGUUACGAUUUUCAAGUCUGUUGGUGUUGGAUUACAGGAUACUGCGGUUGCGGUUGCGGUUUUGAAUAAGGCGGUGGAGAUGGGGCUGGGGACGGAAGUUACUCAAUAUUAG
Fomitiporia mediterranea MF3/22 is the source of this 1011-nucleotide messenger RNA. RefSeq names its product NAD-binding protein. Gene Ontology annotation, cellular component: cytoplasm. NCBI's taxonomy places the organism in Eukaryota, Fungi, Basidiomycota, Agaricomycetes, Hymenochaetales, Hymenochaetaceae. The coding region runs from base 1 to 1011 and encodes 336 amino acids. The transcript has 2 exons. The record is from RefSeq and is a predicted model, not a curated record.